Closterium sp. NIES-65 is the source of this 1584-nucleotide messenger RNA. NCBI's taxonomy places the organism in Eukaryota, Viridiplantae, Streptophyta, Zygnematophyceae, Desmidiales, Closteriaceae. The record is from the annotation of a GenBank genome assembly.
AUGAACCAAGUAUCGCUUCAAUCGGAGCACGAACAAUCUCUAACAGUGCUGCUGGAGCUGGAAGUCCUGCUCCUGGAGGUACUGCUGCUUGAGGUGCUGCGGUUGGAGCUGCUGGAGCUGCUCGUCAUGGAGGCGCUGCGGGUGCUGGUGUUUCUGGGUCUGGAAGUGCUCGUACUAGAGGUACUGGAGUGGCCAGGACUGGUGGUACUGCUGGCGCUGGAGGAGUUGGUACUGCUGGCGCUGAGGGUCUUGGAGGUGCUCGUACCGGAGGUACUCAAGCUGCCAGAGUCCGUGGUGCUGGAGGCACCGGAGCUGGACAUCCGCGCGUUGGAGUUCGAGACCUUGGAGCUGGAGGUGCUGGCCCUCGAGCAGUCACCUCUCUCACCGCAGCAGCUGCGCGAGUGGCUUGCUUCGCGCACCCCCCUUCGAAGUCGCGCUGCUGGAGCUGGAGGCACUACUGCUGGAGGUGCCGGAGCUGGAGGCACUAGAGCUGGAGGUGCUCGAGCUGAAGACCCUGGAGCUGGAGGUGCCGGUUCUGGGGGUGCUGCAGCUGGAGGCACUGGAGCUGGGGGCCCUGGGGUUGAAACUGUCGACCCUGGAAUUGGAGACCCUGGAGCUGGAGCUGCCGGUUUUGGGGAUGCUGCUGCUGGAGGCACUGAAGCUGGAGGCCCUGGAGCUGGUGCUGUCGACCCUGGAGUUGGAGACCCUGGGGCAGAGGGUGCUGUUGCUGGAGGCGCUGGAGCUGGAGGCCCUGGAGCUGGUACUGUCGACCCUAGAGUAGGAGACCUUAAAGCUGGAGGUUCCUGUUCUGGGGGUGCUGCUGCUAGAGGCCCUGGAGCUGGAGGUGACGGAGCUAGAGGUUCUGGAGAUGCUGGAGGCGCUGGAGCUGCUGGUGCUUGUACUGGAGGAGCUGGUGCUGGUGGUACUGCACAGCCGCGACUGUUCUUUGCUCCGUCAUCCCCGUCGACUCUGCCACCGCCUGACUCCGUGCUUCGCCCGCUUGUUGACUUUGCUGCUGCUUGUCGUCUUGACUACGCCGCUAGUCUUGUUGCUGAGUCUGCGUCUGCCUGUCCUCCGUCCGUCGGGGGUGAGUGUGCCCUUAGCACGGUCGUCCUUGAGGACAGGAAGGAGGACUUUGAGUGUUUUGCAGCUGCUGUACCUCAUCUCGUGUCCAUGCUGAUUGCACCUGAGGGAGACCCGGAUGCACCGGACCUCCCCCUCCCGCGCUCUUACGCAAAGGCGAUUGAGGGUCCCUACUCCUCUCAAUGGCAGCCAGCCAUGGACGCAGAGAUGGCAUCCUGGAAGUCCACAAGCACUUACGCGCCUCGCGAGUGGCACGACACAUUGAGGACGACGCUUGUGGCUCUUGGGUUUGCUCCUUUGACUGCUGACCCGUCGCUGUUUCUGCGCACCGACACUUCGCUGCCGCCGUUCUACAUCCUCGUGUACGUCGACGACUUGGUUUUUGCCACUGCUGACACUAAGAGACUCGCCCACUUGAAGUCGGAGCUGCAGAAGAGACACACGUGCACAGACGUGGGAGAGCUGCGCAGUUAUCUUGGCUUGCAGAUCACACAGGACUGA